This is a messenger RNA of Equus quagga, 1571 nucleotides long. It is a transcript of the gene SECTM1, whose product is annotated as secreted and transmembrane 1. Gene Ontology annotation, biological process: immune response. The coding region runs from base 150 to 857 and encodes 235 amino acids. Gene Ontology annotation, molecular function: cytokine activity. The transcript has 6 exons. The record is from RefSeq and is a predicted model, not a curated record. Lineage: Eukaryota; Metazoa; Chordata; Mammalia; Perissodactyla; Equidae.
GUUUUCCUCUCGGACGGAGAGGAGGGAAGAGCACAGACAAGCAGCGGCUGCCAGUGAGGAGGAGCCGCACGGGUCAGGAGCAGGAGCGCAGGGAGUGUCCCAAGAACCGUGGAGGAAGAUGCUGAACCCCUGAGGCCUGUCCGCUGACCAUGCUGACCUUGGCAUCCCCUGUCCUCCUUGCUAAGAUGCUCUGGGCCCUCCUGCUCCUGGAUGCCUCCUUCAGUGCUCAGAAAGGAAGCUGGGACAACCCUACCUGCACCCAGGGCGUGGUGUCUGUGCCCAGGGGGGCACGUGCCAUGAUGGCCUGCAACAUCUCCAACCCCUUCUCCAACAUCACCAUCUGCCUGAGUGUGGCGGCAAGGACGGACUGCCAGUAUAUCUUCAGGAAUGCCCCCCAAGGAAACAUCUCUCAGGAUGGGUGGCACCUGCGGGUUCAAGGAGGCAUGGCACAGCUUGUGAUUGAGGACGCCUGGGACAAUCAGUCUGGCCAGUACAAAUGGCAUCUCCAAGGAGGCCAGAUAAACGUUGGAAUCACCACCCUGAAUGUCUCAGAGCCCCAGGACCCACUCUUCACACCUUACCCAGGCCCAGAGUCGCCACGCCCCCUGCAUGAGGUGGGGAGCCAGUCUGAUAUGGUCUUUGUCAUCCCUGUCAUUGUCAUCCUCUUCAUCCUGGUGCUCAGCAUGUGGGCCUGGUGCAGAAGGCGCCAUUCCCUGAAGCUCUCAAAUAUUCCGCAGAGGGGUUGGUUCAGAGCCCCAGGAACAUGGGCCCGUUGGGAGGGUGAUCCAGCCCUCUGGGCAUCUGGCAUCAAGCCCCAGGAGCCCCACCCUGACCCAGAGGCUGCCAGCACAGGGUGAUCACAGCCCCAGCAGUGGAGGCCUGCUUGUCCCCGUCUCCCCCACCCGGCUGACAGAUACCUGUGAACCCAUCAGCACUGGUCUGCUGGCCCGGAGACCUGCCCAGUGUGCGGUCUUCGGCAGCGGCUCUUUCAGCCGAGUGAGGACUCUGGGUCCCACGCAGAGAGUGGACCCAGGGUGAAGACCGUGGCCUCCUGGGAAGGCAGGCCACGCAGGCCCUUCCCACUCCGUCCUCAGCAGCUCUCUUGGCUCCCUCACCCUUUGGCCAGAAAUGCAAAAAUCUAAGUUCCAGAGCAGUUGACCUGAUGGGACGCUCUCCCUCGUGGGCCCGCCCACUGCGGGCGGUGGGUGCCUCCUGCGCGCGCUCCCGCCCCAGGAGCAGGAGGGGCACGCGGGUAACCUCCAGACGCGCCCGGUUUUGGUCUUAAGUGGAUCUCGGGCACGCUCCUGGCGUUUGACUACGAGCAGGAACAGGUUUUGGGGACCCUGCUGCCAGCAGCGGCGAGGCCCAGAGCGGGGACGGGAAGCCUAAGGUGGUGCGUCGGCCCCCACCACCAGGGGGCGCAGCCGCGGCGCCCGCCCUGAGGAGACCCACGGGCGGCUGGGCGGUCCGGGCGGGUCCCACCCGCGCCUCCCCCGCCCGGCUGCCCUGCCCCGUCCGCCCUGCUGGCCCCGACCCAUCCCACACCGGUUCACGCAGCAGUAUUCCUAAUU